AUGGAUCCUUUUGUGGUCCUGUUGCUCUGUCUCUCUUUUUUGCUUCUCUUUUCACUCUGGGGACAGAGCUCUGGGAGAGGGAAGCUCCCUCCUGGCCCCACUCCUCUUCCUAUUAUUGGAAACAUCCUACAGAUAAGUGUUAAGGACAUCGGCAAAUCUUUCAGCAAUCUCUCAAAAGUCUAUGGUCCUCUGUUCACCGUGUAUUUUGGCACGAAGCCCGUAGUGGUGUUGCACGGAUAUGAGGCAGUAAAGGAAGCCCUGAUUGAUAAUGGAGAGGAGUUUUCUGGAAGAAGCAUUUUCCCAGUAUCUCAAAGAACUUCUAAAGAUCUUGGAAUCAUUUCCAGCAAUGGAAAGAGAUGGAAGGAGAUCCGGCGUUUCUCCCUUACAACAUUGCGGAAUUUUGGGAUGGGGAAGAGGAGCAUUGAGGACCGUGUUCAGCAAGAAGCCCGCUGCCUUGUGGAGGAGUUGAGAAAAACCAAGGCCUCACCCUGUGAUCCCACUUUCAUCCUGGGCUGUGCUCCCUGCAAUGUGAUCUGCUCCGUUGUUUUCCAGAAUCGAUUUGAUUAUAAAGAUGAGAAUUUUCUCACCCUGAUGAAAAGGUUCAAUGAAAACUUCAAGAUUCUGAGCUCUCCAUGGAUCCAGUUCUGCAAUAAUUUCCCUCUCCUCAUGGAUUAUUUCCCAGGACCUCACAACAAAUUGUUUAAAAAUGUUGCUCUUACAAAAAGCUAUAUUUGGGAGAAAAUAAAAGAACACCAAGCAUCACUGGAUGUUAACAAUCCUCGGGACUUUAUCGAUUGCUUUCUGAUCAAAAUGCAGCAGGAAAAGGACAACCAAGAGUCUGAAUUCACUACUGAAAACUUGGUUGGCACUGUAGCUGAUCUAUUUGUUGCUGGAACAGAGACAACAAGCACCACUCUGAGAUAUGGACUCCUACUCCUGCUGAAGCACCCAGAGGUCACAGCUAAAGUCCAGGAAGAGAUUGAUCAUGUAAUUGGCAGACACAGGAGCCCCUGCAUGCAGGAUAGGAGCCACAUGCCUUAUACAGAUGCUGUCAUGCACGAGAUCCAGAGAUACAUUGACCUUGUCCCCACCAGUGUGCCCCAUGCAGUGACCACUGACAUUAAGUUCAGAAAUUACCUCAUCCCCAAGGGCACAGCCAUAAUGACAUCACUGACUUCAGUGCUGCACAGUGACAAAGAAUUUCCCAAUCCUAAGACCUUUGACCCUGGCCACUUUCUGGAUAAAAAUGGCAACUUUAAGAAAAGUGACCACUUCAUGCCUUUCUCAGCAGGGAAACGAAUUUGUGCUGGAGAGGGACUCGCCCGCAUGGAGAUAUUUUUAUUCCUAACCACAAUUUUACAGAACUUUAAUCUGAAAUCUGUUGGCGAUAUAAAGAACCUCAAUACUACUUCAGCUAGCAAAUCAAUUGUUUCUUUGCCACCCCCGUACCAGAUCUGCUUCAUUCCUGUCUGA
This is a messenger RNA of Callithrix jacchus (white-tufted-ear marmoset), 1473 nucleotides long. RefSeq names its product cytochrome P450 2C8 (gene CYP2C8). Gene Ontology annotation, molecular function: oxidoreductase activity, acting on paired donors, with incorporation or reduction of molecular oxygen, reduced flavin or flavoprotein as one donor, and incorporation of one atom of oxygen; iron ion binding; heme binding. Gene Ontology annotation, cellular component: cytoplasm; intracellular membrane-bounded organelle. Gene Ontology annotation, biological process: xenobiotic metabolic process. The record is from RefSeq and is marked provisional. NCBI's taxonomy places the organism in Eukaryota, Metazoa, Chordata, Mammalia, Primates, Cebidae.